Messenger RNA from Solanum tuberosum (potato), 883 nucleotides. RefSeq lists its product as uncharacterized. Lineage: Eukaryota; Viridiplantae; Streptophyta; Magnoliopsida; Solanales; Solanaceae. Bases 171 to 644 code for a protein of 157 amino acids. The transcript is spliced from 4 exons. The record is from RefSeq and is a predicted model, not a curated record.
ACCUGCAUUUAAUGCCAUUCAUUGCCCUUUUCCUACUACUUAUAUGCCCACUAAAUUCAUUGCCAAUAUCCCAACACAACCCUAGCUAGCUAUCAAGUUGCACUAUUUUCAAGAAAAUAAUACCCUAUAACCUAUUAUAUUCAUAAGCUUGCCCAAAAAAAAACAAAAAAAUGUUCAUCAAUAUGUCUAAGUUUCUUGUUUAUCUUUUGGUUUGUAUUUCUCUUCAUGCAUGUAGUGCUAGACCACUAGCAAAUAUUGAUGACAAAGAAAACAAAAUACUACUCUCUAGCAAGGAUGUAACAAUUAUGACUAGUGACACAUCAAAAACAGAAGGAAGAAUAAUUAUGUCUGAAGACAUUGGAAAAGAUGAUGGAAAACUUAUGUGGAAAAAGACAUCAAUUGUUGCACGAAAUCAAUUAGACGAUGAAGAAAAUAAAGGAAACAAGGUUGAGAUAUCGUUUCAUGAGGGAGCUCAAGUAAAGAUAUCGAGGAGAGAAUCGCGGUUGAUGCUAGAAUCUCCACUGUCAACACAACACGAGGAAGAAGCAGUGAACUCCAUUGAAAAGGAACUCGUGGAAGACGUAGUAGUUAUGGAUUAUGCACAACCCCAUAGAAAACCACCAAUUCACAACACGAAACACUAAAAUAUAUUGUAGAUGAAAACCAUCAUAUACUUAUAUGUAUUUUAUUUUCUCGUUUAUACGUAUGUGAGACCUGUCAGUUUUCGUUUUUUUUUCUUCUUAAAAUUAUUAUUAUUGUUUUGGCAAAUGAAGGAGAAUCCUAGAUGAGAUCAUACUCCAUGUAUGUACAAAUAGAAAUGACUAAAAAUUGCAAAACUGCUAGCAAAAAAUAUCAAUGUUAUAUAUUAUGUUACAUUAAUGCA